Messenger RNA from Argiope bruennichi, 768 nucleotides. RefSeq names its product reelin domain-containing protein 1-like. The coding region runs from base 69 to 623 and encodes 184 amino acids. Lineage: Eukaryota; Metazoa; Arthropoda; Arachnida; Araneae; Araneidae. The record is from RefSeq and is a predicted model, not a curated record. Gene Ontology annotation, molecular function: oxidoreductase activity, acting on metal ions. The transcript is spliced from 3 exons.
UAAAUGUUCUUUCUGUAAUAAAAGGAAGAUCGCUUUUGAAGAAAAUUUUGCUCAAUCAUUUUUUUGGAAUGCUCGUCUAUUUGAUUUUCUGUUGCCUUCUGCUGCUACAUUCAGCCACAGCAUUUCAUUCAGGAGCACCGGUAGAAGCAUGCGAGUCGACUCUUCCAAGACAUCUCCAUACCUCUCCUAAACCUGCUUCUGAAUCUCCAUACAUAUUUACUGCUUCUGCUCGACAUUUUUAUCCAGAUUCAAAAAGGAGAAAAAUUAAAGUGAAAAUCCGAGGAGCUCCAUUUAAAGGAUUCUUUGUCGUGGCUCUUGAUGCUGACACCCAUGAAAGAAUUGGCUCAUUUUUGGACGCUACUGGAAUGGAAGCAGUGCCAUGUUCUGCAGUUACGCACACGGAUGGGAGACCGAAAAUAAUGGCUACGAUGCUAUGGCAACCUCCCACAGACAGAAAAAGAGGAGAAGUCUUAUUCAUGGGAACAAUAUUGGAAUCAUUUUCUUCUUAUUAUAGUGGACAGAUUGCAACUCUCCGAAGAAUGAAAAACAGAAAGCCACAAGUUGAUUGCAAUGAUUUUUCUUCGUGUGCGAAUUCAACUAUAACGAGGAAUAAAAUAACGUAGAAUAACAUGGACAAGACCUGUAAAUAUUUAUAAGAAAGCCAUAUUUUAAAAUGAAGAAUAUUUUAUUUUUAGCAAUGGUAUAUGAUUAAUUAAUUGAUGCUUCUUCAAAAGGAGAGAAAACGAGAUUCACUGAAAUUAAAUUUUA